AUGGAGCAACAUCGCACCAGUAUAGAGAUAUCAGACUGGCCAUCAUCAUUUCAAAGGCUAUUGAAAAUUUUUUUUCAAAUCAAUACCCAUUUGACAUUUUUAUCAUCGCAUUCAAGAUCAACUAUACCGACGUAUGAUCUACUACAUAAACUAAAUGGAGACAUUAGCAAGCUAGAUUUGGCAAUUAUAGCCAACUUAUUACCUCAUGGAGAUGUAACUUAUGAAUAUGUGGAUGAGAAUCAAGUAAUGCUUUCAUUUACGGAAAAAGUUCAGUUCGAUUGGACUACGGGGUACCAUCAAUCCAAACCUAGUACGAUGGAUGAUGCUUAUAAGGAAGCUGCGGAAAUGAAAGGUGAAUUUGAUUCAAAACAAUUGCUUAUUUUUGACUUUAGGGAUACGAAAGUUCAGGGCAUUGGUUCGGUAAUUAAAGGAGGAAGAAGAGCAAAGAAACGAAAGACAGAACCAGUGGAUCCUGGCGAAGGGUUUUUUCUUUCUAGUAAGGAUCUUAGCCUUCAAAACCUAACAAAUAAACAGCUCCUGAACAUAAUAAUAGGUCGGAAUGAAAAAUUUAAACGGUGUGUAGCUGAUUAUUUGCAAUCUAUGACAGAGGAAGAAAUACACGGUGAGGAUGAUUUAGCUAUGAAGAAAUUACUUGAUUCGAAUCGAGAGAAGAUACCAAAGCCUCCUGACUUAGAAGAUCCCAUAGUAGCUCUUGACAAAAAUAACACAAGUAUUCCGUCGGAUGAAAAGCCAUCAUUAGACGACAUGAUAAACGCAUUAAAAUUGAAGCCAUUCUACAAGGAUCAGAUUGUUGCCAUUGAGACAUUGACACAUGCCCAAAGUGGUAAAUUUGAUAUGCUUCCUAUUAAAAAAGAAGACAGUGAAAUUGUGAUUCACCCAGAUCUAAAGAACGCACUCCUCAAUUAUAAAAAUAUAUCAAUUGAUGGUGGAUUGUACUUACAUCAAGCAGAGGCAUUAAAAGCAUUGAUGUUUGAUGAAUCGAAGAAUCAUGUCAUUGUAAGUACUUCAACCAGUUCUGGAAAAUCACUUAUAUACCAACUACCUAUUAUCAAUGAUAUUCUUUGGAACAUUAGCAAAGGUAACAAGAAAAGAGAAUGUACAGCAUUUUUUAUAUUUCCUACAAAGGCAUUAGCCCAAGACCAAAAGAGACACUUGCAAGAAUUUAUUAAGCAUCUUUCAAUAACGAAAGACAGACAAAUAAUUGUUGAGACUUACGAUGGUGAUACACCCGGACAUAACAGAAGUUCAAUACGAACAUUUGCAGACAUUAUUUUCACUAAUCCGGAUGCCAUACAUGCGUCUAUUUUGCCUAACCAUAGAGGUUCCUCUUCUGACAGGUCUAGUUGGCAUGAUUUUUUAUCUGGUUUGAAAUAUGUUGUAAUGGAUGAGUUGCAUGUUUACAAAGGUACUUUCGGUAUACAUGUGAGUUAUGUUAUGAGUAGGCUAAUGAGAAUAGUCACCAAAUUGCGUGAAGAUCAGGCUAUAUAUCCUUUUAACAAUUUACAGUUUAUAUCCUGUUCUGCAACUAUAAAAAACCCAAUCUCUCAUUUUAGGGCAGUUUGCGGGAUUUCUUCGAAAGAAAAGAUAGUCCAUAUAUCUGAAGAUGGCAGUCCGUGUUCCGAAAAGAAAUUAAUAGUAUGGAAUCCACCGGCUUUGAUGAAUAAAAAAGGACAAAUGACCUCCUCGGGUAGUUUUGGAAAAUCAAACUCCUUGAGUUCAGUCCUUGUACCAAGGGAAAAUUCUAUACUGGAGCUGGCAAAAUUGCUACUUCAGCUUUUGAAUAAUUUACCAACGAUAAAAGUUAUUGUAUUCUGUCCGAUUCGUGUUGUUUGUGAAUUAAUGAUGAAGGAGAUUAGAAGUUUGUUAUCAAAUUAUGCUAUCUCUAGCUCAUCUUUAUCUGAAAGUGAUAUUAUGUCGUACAGGGGUGGGUAUUCAAAAUCUGAUAGACGUAUAAUCGAAGAAAAAAUGUUUAACGGGAAAUUAAGGGCUAUUAUAGCAACAAAUGCAUUAGAAUUGGGUAUUGAUUUGUCAGAUUUGGAUGUGGUAAUUACAUGUGGUUUUCCUAUGCUGAAGCUGAAUUUGCAUCAGCAGUUUGGGCGUGCUGGAAGAGGUAAUGCAUCCCAGGGAAGUCUAGCUAUUUUCGUUGCUGGAUCCAAGCCACUCGAUCAACAUUAUUUGAGGUAUCCUUUAGAGUUGUGUGAUAAAAGUACAUAUGAAGAUUUAUGUGUUGAAGGUUUAAUGGAUUUGGGGCUGAAUCAGCUUAUUAUGGAAAUGCAUUUACAAUGUGCAGCCUUUGAAUGGCCAAUUGAUAUUGAAAGUGAUAUUGAUUGGUUCUCUCUGGAUGGAUCAAUAAAUAAGAAGAAUACCUUUAUUAAGCUAUGCAGAGAGAGGUUAUAUAAAGAUAAGGGUAAUAAAUAUAGAACAAGCCCACGUUACCUACCUUGGCCUGUCGAACAUGUGUCUAUUCGAGCUGUUGAGGAGACCAGCUAUGCAGUAGUCGAUACCACAAAUGGCCGUAAUAUUGUAAUUGAGGAAGUUGAAGCACUGAGAACAAGUUUCACACUUUAUGAAGGAGGCAUAUUUUUACAUCAAGGAUAUCCGUACUUGGUGACAGAGUUCAAUUCGGAUGGGUGUUUCGCAAAGGUUGAAAGAGUGAAAGUCGACUGGAUCACUCAACAAAGGGAUUUUACGGAUGUAGAUCCAAUCGAAGUUGAAUAUAUUAAAUGUUUAAAUCCACCUUUAGAUACAAACAAAAUUAAUGAUACACCUAUAUUUUUUGGUAAGAUUGAAACAACAAUAGUGGUUUUUGGUUAUUUCAAGGUCAAUCGAAGAUCAGAAAUACUUGAAGCAGUUGAAGUCAAAAAUCCACCUGUUAUUCUUCAUUCUAAAGGAUUUUGGAUUGAUAUCCCUCUGGAAGCCUUAAAUGUAAUUCAAGAAAAGUCCUUAUCUCCUGCUGCUGGCAUACAUGCUGCUCAACAUGCAAUCAUGAAUAUCCUUCCGUUAUUCAUAAAUGGUGGUGCGACUACUAAUCCCAACGCAAAGUUUACAUCUAAUGUAGGAGAGUCCGAGUUAAUGACUGAAUGCAAAGCACCAGAGAAAGAAUUCGCCCGAAGGCAAACUAAACGGAAAAGACCCGCUCGUUUAGUAUUUUAUGAUGCAAAAGGUGGACCUCAAGGAUCCGGUGUUGCAGCUAAAACCUUUGAACAUAUUGAUGAAAUUUUGCAUACCACCUACCUUAGGGUAAAAGAUUGUGAAUGUGAAUGGGGCUGUCCUAGUUGUGUUACUGCAAGCUUUUGUAAAGAAAUGCUGUUGGUCAUGUCCAAGCCAGCAGCAAUCAUUAUAUUAGGUGCUUUAUUAGGAUUGGAUUUGACUGACUUAAGGGAAGAAGUUUCUGAUGGCCCAGAACCAAAUAUGCCAGAAUUAAAUGUAGAAACAAUUCAACCCAGUGGUUCUGUAAAACUCUCAGCUGAUGUGGAAAUUUUAGAAGUAAGGGAAGCAUCGGAACCUUUGAAACCUUUAAUCAAAAAAGAGGAGGUGUAA
Debaryomyces fabryi is the source of this 3561-nucleotide messenger RNA. Its product is annotated as ATP-dependent 3'-5' DNA helicase. The transcript has a single exon. Gene Ontology annotation, molecular function: ATP binding; nucleic acid binding. Bases 1 to 3561 code for a protein of 1186 amino acids. The record is from RefSeq and is a predicted model, not a curated record. NCBI's taxonomy places the organism in Eukaryota, Fungi, Ascomycota, Pichiomycetes, Serinales, Debaryomycetaceae.